Messenger RNA from Lodderomyces pseudojiufengensis, 1734 nucleotides. RefSeq names its product Leu42p (gene LEU42). Gene Ontology annotation, cellular component: mitochondrion. The record is from RefSeq and is a predicted model, not a curated record. Lineage: Eukaryota; Fungi; Ascomycota; Pichiomycetes; Serinales; Debaryomycetaceae. Gene Ontology annotation, biological process: L-leucine biosynthetic process. Bases 1 to 1734 code for a protein of 577 amino acids. The transcript has a single exon. Gene Ontology annotation, molecular function: 2-isopropylmalate synthase activity.
AUGCCUAUGUUAAAAGAUCCGUCAACGAAGUAUAAGAAAUUUCCACAAGUGAAUUUACCAAAUCGUCAAUGGCCAAACAGAUCACUAGAUAAAGCUCCAAGAUGGUUAUCCACAGAUUUAAGAGAUGGUAACCAGUCCCUUCCAGAUCCAAUGUCUAUUGCUGAGAAGAAAGAAUAUUUCAAAAAAUUAUGUGAUAUUGGAUUUAAAGAGAUAGAAGUGAGUUUUCCAUCAGCAUCGCAAAUAGAUUUUGAUUUCACACAAUUUGCUGUGAAAACAGCUCCUGAGGAUGUUAGUAUACAAGUCUUAUCACCAUGUCGUGAAGAAUUGAUUAAAAGAACUGUCGAGUCUUUGAAAGGAGCCAAGAGAGCCACAGUGCAUAUAUAUUUAGCAACAUCUGAUUGUUUUAGAAAUGUUGUAUUUGGAUUAAGUAAAGAGGAAAGUAAAAAUUUAGCUGUAAAAUGUACAAAAUUAGUAAGACAAUUAACAAAAGAUGAUAAAUCAACUGCUGGAACAGAUUGGGAUUUUGAGUUUUCGCCAGAGACAUUUUCAGAUACUGAUUUAGAUUAUGCCGUAGAAGUAUGUGAAGCUGUGAAAGAAGCUUGGGGACCAAGUGAAUCAAAACCAAUAAUUUUUAAUUUACCAGCAACGGUAGAAAUGGCAACUCCAAAUAUUUAUGCUGAUCAAAUAGAAUAUUUUGCUACUCAUAUAAGUGAGAGGGAGAAAAUUUGUAUAUCUUUACACCCACACAAUGAUCGAGGAUGUAGUGUUGCAGCAGCAGAAUUGGGUCAAUUAGCCGGUGCUGAUCGAGUUGAAGGUUGUCUAUUUGGAAACGGGGAACGUACAGGUAACGUGGAUUUAGUUACUUUAGCUUUAAAUUUAUAUACUCAAGGUGUAUCUCCACAUUUAGAUUUUUCAGACAUUACAUCCGUUAUCGACAUUGUUGAAAAAUGUAAUAAAAUACCUGUACAUGCUAGAGCUCCAUAUGGUGGUUCAUUAGUUGUAUGUGCAUUUAGUGGAUCUCAUCAAGACGCUAUCAAAAAGGGAUUUGCUGCACACAGUGAGAAAAUCAAGAAAUCAGAAGGCAAGAAAAAUGUACAUUGGCAAUUACCAUAUUUACCAUUGGAUCCCGAAGAUAUUGGUAGAACUUAUGAAGCCAUCAUUCGUGUCAAUUCACAAUCAGGUAAAGGUGGAUCCGCUUGGGUUAUUUUACGUAAUUUGGAGUUAGAUUUACCAAGAGGUUUACAAAUUGCAUUUUCAAAAAUAGUGCAAGAUCGUGCAGAAAUCAAAGGUCAAGAAUUAACAAAUCAAGAAUUAUGUGACUUAUUCAAACAAGAAUACUUUAUUGAUUAUGACGAGGACGAGAAAGAAUCAGAAGAUCAAUAUUAUAAAUUAGUUGAUUACUCGAUUACCACACCAGAGAAGGGUAUAAAACAAAUUGAAGCUGAGAUUUUAAUUGAUGGUAAAACAUCAAACAUUAAAGGACAAGGUAAUGGUCAAUUAUCAGCAUUUAAUGAUGCAUUAGCAAAACAUUUAGGUAUUGAAAUUGAUGUUAAGCAUUAUCACGAACAUUCAUUAGGCGAAGAUUCGAAUGCAAGAGCAGCAACUUAUAUUGAAGUCUUGGUUAAUAAUAAGAUUAGUAGAUGGGGUGUUGGUAUAAAUACCGAUGUUUCACAAGCCUCUUUCCUUUCAUUAAUUUCAAUUCUUAAUGGUUUAAAGAGGAAUAAAGAUAUAUAA